AUGAGACUCCUACUCUCCUCCAUAUUGGCGGCCCAGACUGCCGUGGCCUCCGUCCUUCCGGCCGCCCAGCUGACGGCCCGGCAAGAGGCCUCGUCGGCGCGACUGCUCAUGUCCAGCUCGGGCAACUUUUUCCUCGCCGAUUUCGCCAACGACAAGCUCAGCCUCUUGCCCAAGAAGCCCAUCACCGGGCACGCCUCGUGGGUUGCCGUGACCAAGGACGCGGCCAAUGACAAGACGCUCCUCUACGCCCUCGACGAGAACGGCAGCAACACAACGAUAUUCAGCCUCGACGCGAAAACUGGUGACCUCGUCAAGGGGACGGGGAAAAUAGGCAGCAAUGGCGUCGUCCAUCUCGAGUUCAACAAAGACAAGACACGCAUGGUCGGGUCGUCGUACGGGGACGGCACCAUGGACAUCUGGAAGACGGAAAACGGCGGAUUGGAGCUUCUGAAAACCGUCGUCUCCGAUAGCGCCCUCGGUCCCAACAAGACGCGGCAGAGUAGUCGGCACCCGCACCAGGCUGUGCUGGAUCCGACCGGCCGUUUCUUCGCCGUCAACGACCUCGGCACCGACAGCAUCGUCGUGCUCGACUCCAAGGAUGACAGCUUCGCCAUCGUCAACACGCAGCUCGUGCCGGAGCCGGGAUGCGGCCCUAGGCACGGAUCAUUCUUUCCAGUCAACUCGGAGAAGGCGUCGCACUACAUGGUAGUCUGCGAGAUGACCAACAAGGUGCACGUCUUCAAAGUGAGCUACGAUAGCAGCACCAUCAAGAUGCAGCCCGUCCAAGCCAUUUCGACCUUUCAAGACGGAGGAAAUCACGAGCACGCUGCGGCGGGCGAGCUGGUUGUCGGGCCUGACAACAAGAGCGUGUACGUGUCGAACCGGCUCGAUAACUCCGACGGCAUUGCCCACUUUCGCAUCAAUCCCGGUCGUUGCGGAAAGCUUCUGGAGUUCGUCGGCGCCACGGCGACGGGCGGCACGAAGCCGCGAAUGUUCAGCUUCAGCAGCGACGGCAAGCACGUCUUUGUCGGGAACCAGGCGGGCGAGCUAGGCGCCGUCGUCCUUCGCAGGCGUGAGGACGGUACGCUGGAGGAGAAGCCUGUGGCGAGCAUCAAGGCUUCUGAAUUCGGAGAGCCCGAAUUCGGACCGUCGUUUGUGCAGCAGAUUGCCUGA
Messenger RNA from Drechmeria coniospora, 1173 nucleotides. RefSeq lists its product as uncharacterized. NCBI's taxonomy places the organism in Eukaryota, Fungi, Ascomycota, Sordariomycetes, Hypocreales, Ophiocordycipitaceae. The transcript has a single exon. The record is from RefSeq and is a predicted model, not a curated record. The coding region runs from base 1 to 1173 and encodes 390 amino acids. Gene Ontology annotation, molecular function: protein binding; 6-phosphogluconolactonase activity.